Messenger RNA from Linderina pennispora, 1326 nucleotides. RefSeq names its product prohibitin-2. The annotation marks the transcript as partial. Gene Ontology annotation, biological process: mitochondrion organization. The record is from RefSeq and is a predicted model, not a curated record. Gene Ontology annotation, cellular component: membrane; mitochondrion. Lineage: Eukaryota; Fungi; Kickxellomycota; Kickxellomycetes; Kickxellales; Kickxellaceae. The transcript has a single exon.
CAAUGAGCGGUUGGAACGAUCCCCAGCGUCAGGCCCAGCAGGCCUUCCAGCAAUUUCAGCGCAUGUUUGCCAACGGCGGUCGCGGCGGCGGUGCCCCCAAGGGAGCAAUUGGCGCGACCGGACUGCUUAUCGGAGCGGGUAUUUUGGCGUGGGGCGUGAACGCCGGUCUGUACAACGUCGACGGAGGCCACCGGGCUAUCAAGUACUCGCGUGUGUCGGGAGUGCAGCAGGAGAUCUACUCCGAGGGCACGCACAUCCGGAUCCCGUGGCUGGAGACGCCGAUUGUGUACGACGUGCGCGCGAAGCCGACGAGCAUCCAGUCGCUGACAGGCACCAAGGACCUGCAGAUGGUGAACAUUGUGUGCCGUGUGCUGUCGCGGCCGGACCAGGCGGCGCUGCCGGAGAUCUACCGCACGCUGGGCACUGACUACGACGAGCGUGUGCUGCCGUCGAUUAUCAACGAGGUGCUGAAGAGCGUGGUGGCUCAGUUCAAUGCGUCGCAGCUCAUCACCCAGCGCGACCGUGUGAGCCGUCUGAUCCGCGAGCAGCUGAUGCGCCGUGCGCUGCGGUUCAACAUUGUCCUGGACGACGUGUCACUGACGCACAUUACCUUCAGCCCUGAGUUUGCGUCGGCCGUCGAGGCGAAGCAGAUUGCGCAGCAGGAUGCCCAGCGCGCAGCGUUUAUUGUCGACCGAGCCCGCCAGGAGAAGCAGAGCACGAUUGUCAGGGCUGAUGGUGAGGCGCGGUCUGCCGAGCUCAUUGGCGAGGCUAUCAAGAACCAGCCGGGCUUCCUGGAGCUCCGCCGCAUCGAGACUGCUCGCGAGAUUGCCAACAUCCUGCAAAAGUCGGGCAACCGCCUGGUGCUCGAUGCCAGCUCUCUGCUGCUCAAUGUGGCCGAGCCGUCGGCCGUGGAGAACCCGAGACGAUGAAUAGCAGUGAAUAAACGCCUUAUCAAUAGCACUCACGUGAUUUAGCGCAAACGUCAUCCGCCAAGCCCAACACCCUCCCCUGAACCAACAUGGGCCUAGACAGGCAAGCACAUUCGACUCUUUUUUGUUGCUACUGCUCUAUCAAACUCCAAGUUUCAAUCGCAACACGGAAUUCGCAGAAAUGGACUACUUUGAAGCACUGAAGGCGUCGGAGCGGGUCAGCGACCCGCAGUUCCACGCGCACUCGCCUGUGCCGCCGCCGCGGGGCAACAACGUCGGCGAGAUAAUAAAGUACAUCAAGGCGACGUGCGACGACCUGUACUUUAGCAGCGAGAGCGACGAGCCGGUGGAGCUAUUCCAGCUGUCGGCCACGGGUCUGCAAAGCAUGGAGGCCGAC